UGACUUUUAAGGCCAAACCUCAUCUACACAUUAGCCUUAAUUUAGCUACCAUUAUGAUUUAUUUUAAUUUAAGAUUUUAAUUAUAGAAAAUUUUUUCAUGAUUAUAAAAUACAAAUCUAUUAAACAGUCAAAUGCAAUUCCUUGUGUAAACCUUUCAAAUGUCACACCAAUUCAAUCUGUCAAAAUCGGCUGGAAGUUGGAGUUAUUUUAUUGUUUUCUUCAAAAAUUAUGAUAAAAAUGAAUGAAUCUUGGCAAAAUUGGUGUAGAUUUUGUGCAAAAUGUGAUUCCUCAGAGUUGGGCAAUGUGUAUAAAAUGGAAUCAAUUGAGGAACAAAUGGAAAUUGUAAAAGAAUACUUUUCAAUUGUGCUCUUACCGUUCAGUAGGGUAAGAUCAAUGUGUAGCGAAUGUUAUGCUUUUCUGAAUAAGGUGCAGAAAUUCAGGGAUCAUUGUUUGAGGGUUGAUGCAAUGUUCAAUGAAUUGGUUAUCAAUGAAAAUUCCACCAAUAUUCAAACAAUACGCUCAAAAUAUGGAUUUGACAACGAAGAGGAUGAACUCAGUUCACAAUUGAUGCUACAUCUGGAUGAGUCUGAAGAGGAGACAGAUAAGAAGACGUGGAGAAACAAUAGUACCUCAGACCAUUAUUCAGAUACCCUCAAAAAUGUUAAAAUAAAGUUGGAAGAAAUUGAGGAAGUAAUUGAAUUAAUUGACAAUGAAGAUGAAGAAGAUUAUGAAGAAGCAAUCUAUGAACAGAAUGAAUACGUGGAUGAGUCAGAAUCUGUUGCUUUAUCGAACCCAUCAAACACGACAUGGCUGAAAGAGGAGUUCUUAGAAGGUGAACAAGAUGACCAACCAGCGAUAAAACAUGAUCGGCGGCAGUUUAAGAAAACUUCACCUUCCAAAGUAGCAAAGAAGACGAGAAAGAGAAAGAAAAAAGUUCUCAAGUCUAAUUUUAGAGAGACAUGCAAAAUUUGCCAAAAAUCCUACGUAAGUCUUAUAGGCUUCCAACAACACAUGAUGGCAAAACAUUCAGAACUGCAGGAAUUGGCAAUUCAUCAGUGUACCGAAUGUCCAAAGAAAUUUGUAGCACGCCAACUUUUGAUCUCUCACCAAAAGUCUCAUCUGCCCGAGGAGGAAAAGAAACUAUUUCAUUGUGAAUCUUGUCUAGCAAAAUUCAGCGCAAAGAGUAGCUUGAAAAUUCACAUUAAUACAAUUCACAAGAACGAGAAGAAAUUUAUUUGUGACAUUUGCGGGAAGACUUUUGGUACAAAAGGCAAUCUCUCGGAACAUUGUAAAAUUCAUGGGGAUGAUUGGCCAUUCCAGUGUGCCUAUUGCCCCAGGAAGUUCAAGACUGCAGCUAACAUGAAAAUACACGAAGAAAUUCAUACGGAUACAAAAUUCAAAUGUCCUCAUUGCGAUGUCUUGGCCAACACGAAGCGGAGUCUUCGGUUUCAUCUGUUAGUUCACACGGAUGAGAAAAAGUACAAAUGCAAAUACUGCAGCAGGACAUUCAAGCGUCCAACAGCUCUAAAGUACCAUCUGCAUCAGCAUACCGGCUAUAAACCUUAUCCAUGCCAAUAUUGCGACAGUGCGUAUACCAGCAAAAUAAACUUGGAAGGACAUCAGAAGAAGAAUCAUCCUUUUCAGGUAGAAGCAGUUGCAUCGGCUGUAAAGGCGGAGUGAUAGCCAGCAACACAUUCAAAAAAAAUCAAUAAGCAGGAACUAUAAUAAAAUUAAAUAAAAAUUUAAAAAAAA
Messenger RNA from Lutzomyia longipalpis, 1752 nucleotides. Its product is annotated as zinc finger protein 184-like. Bases 229 to 1680 code for a protein of 483 amino acids. The record is from RefSeq and is a predicted model, not a curated record. Gene Ontology annotation, molecular function: zinc ion binding. The transcript has 5 exons. Gene Ontology annotation, cellular component: nucleus. Lineage: Eukaryota; Metazoa; Arthropoda; Insecta; Diptera; Psychodidae.